Messenger RNA from Rhododendron vialii, 3684 nucleotides. RefSeq names its product N-terminal acetyltransferase B complex auxiliary subunit NAA25. Gene Ontology annotation, biological process: N-terminal peptidyl-methionine acetylation. Gene Ontology annotation, molecular function: protein binding; protein-N-terminal amino-acid acetyltransferase activity. The record is from RefSeq and is a predicted model, not a curated record. Lineage: Eukaryota; Viridiplantae; Streptophyta; Magnoliopsida; Ericales; Ericaceae. Gene Ontology annotation, cellular component: cytoplasm; NatB complex. The transcript has 19 exons. Bases 237 to 3263 code for a protein of 1008 amino acids.
AAACACCAGAAACCAUUACUAAAAUUGCUCUCCAAACACGGACUAGGUUUCCCAACACUUCACUUCCCCUCCGACAAAGCCUGCUCCCAAACCUAGUAAAAUCCCGCUCGUCACCUCUCUCCCUCUCUCUGACUCUCAUCACCUCCUUCUGAUCUCCACCGAUCGACCAGGAGAGAGAAAAACCAGAGGGUUCUAGCUUCAGGAUAUUCGCAAUCAUCCCCAAACCCAGGCUCUGAAUGGCGUCGAAGUUCGGCAUGGCCGGUGGCAUACCGGAGCGUCGGGUUCGACCAAUUUGGGACGCCAUCGACUCACGCCAGUACAAGAAUGCUCUCAAGAGCUCCGCUUCUCUUCUGGCUAAAUACCCAAACUCUCCCUACGCUCUCGCACUUAAGGCUCUCAUUUUGGAGAGGAUUGGUAAAUGUGAUGAAGCUCUGUCUGUUUGCUUAAAUGCCAAAGAGCUAUUAUACACCAGCGACUCCAUCUUCAUUGAUGAUCUAACUCUCAGCACGCUGCAGAUUGUAUUCCAACGACUUGAUCAUUUGGACAUGGCUACUAGUUGUUACGAGUAUGCCUGUGGGAAGUUUCCAAACAAUUUGGAAUUAAUGAUGGGGCUUUUCAACUGUUACGUUCGCGAAUACUCUUUUGUGAAGCAGCAACAGAUAGCUAUCAAAAUGUACAAGAUUGUAGGUGAAGAAAGGUUCUUGCUUUGGUCAGUUUGUAGCAUUCAGUUACAGGUUUUAUGUGGCAAUGGUGGAGAGAAGUUGUUACUUUUAGCUGAAGGUUUGCUGAAAAAGCACAUUGCUUCUCAUAGCUUGCACGAGCCAGAAGCUCUUAUUGUCUACGUUUCUCUAUUGGAACAGCAAUCCAAGUUCGGUGAUGCUUUGGAAGUUCUUUCUGGAAAAUUAGGAUCACUUAUAAUGAUUGAAGUUGAUAGAUUACGGAUGCAGGGAAGGCUUCUUGCUAGGGCAGGUGAUUACGCUGCUGCUGCUGAUAUAUAUGAGAAAGUUUUAGAACUGUGCCCUGAUGAUUGGGAGUGUUUCCUGCAUUACUUAGGCUGUUUGCUGGAGGAUGACAGUAGCUGGUGUAAUGGUGAUCCUAUUCAUCGAUCUAAUCCAUUGGACUGCAAGCUUUCCCACUUGACAGAUGAAGUGUUUGAUGCCCGUAUGUCAAAUGCAUCAGCUCUUGUACAAAAGUUACUGGCUUCUGCUAGUAAUGAUGUCAUAAGAUGUCCGUACUUGGCAAAUCUUGAAAUUGAGAGGAGGAAGUUCUUGUUCGGAAAGGGAGAUGAUGAAAAAUUAGUAGAGGCAUUGAUGCAAUAUUAUUGCAGGUUCGGUUACUUGGCUUGCUUCGCUUCUGAUGUUGAGGUGUUUCUUGAAGUUCUACCUCGUGAUAAAUCGACACUCCUUUUGAAGAUGUUAAUGGAAACCAUUGAACCUCCUGCAACAAUGCCGACAAAAGCGCUUGGACAGUCGCUAACCCUUUUGAAAAUUCAAGAGUCUGUUGGCAACUUCUUCACUCUCUCAGCAAGAGAACUUGGGGACAUAGCUGUACGAAUGGCGGAAAUGUACUGUAAGAACCUUCCACUUUCGAAGGACUUGGAUGUGCAAGAGAGUAUGCAUGGUGAAGAUCUUCUGUCUAUGGUGGCUAACAUUUUGGUUCAGUUAUUCUGGCGUACUAAGGAUCUCGGCUAUUUGGUGGAGUCAGUUAUGGUUCUGGAGUUUGGGUUAACUAUACGGAGAUAUGUAUGGCAGUACAAGAUUUUAUUGUUGCACUUGUAUUCUCAUUGGGGCGCCCUUUCAUUAGCAUAUCAAUGGUACAAGUCUUUGGACGUGAAGAAUAUCUUGCUGGAAACUGUUUCCCAUCACAUAUUACCCCAGAUGUUGAUAUCUCCCCUUUGGGUAGAUGUAGGUGAGCUAUUGGGGGAUUAUCUGAAAUUCAUGGAUGAACACUUCCGAGAAUCUGCCGAUCUUACGUUCCUUGCAUAUCGUCAUCGAAAUUACUCAAAAGUUAUUGAAUUUGUGCAAUUUAAAGAAAGAUUACAACGCUCCAGUCAAUAUUUAAUGGCAAAGAUUGAAGCACCAAUUCUACAGCUAAAGAGGACUGCAGAUAACAUUGAAGAGGAAGAGAUUGUCCUUGAAAGCUUGAAAUGUGGAGCUGAUUUUCUCGAGGUCUCAAGUGAGAUCGGAAGCAAAUCUUUGACUUUCAAUGAGGAUUUGCAGUUUCGGCCUUGGUGGACGCCAACCUAUGACAAAAAUUAUCUGUUAGGACCAUUUGAAGGAGUAUCCUACUUUCCAAGGGAAAGCAAGCAACAAUAUAUUAAACAAACUGAAGCAAAUGUGCCAAAAGCCGUUGAGAGGAGAUCCCUUCUUCCUCGAAUGAUUUAUCUGUCUGUGAGGUCUGCUUCCUUGCCGCUCAAGGAAAGUAUUGAAGCUAAUGGUUCUGUGUUUGACCCUAAGAUCUCAUUGGAGCUACAGAUUUUGCUGGAACGCUAUACAAAAUUCUUGGGAUUCUCUUUCCAGGAUGCAGUAGAAGUGCUUUUUGCGAUUUCAAGUGGCAGGAAGUCUUCAGAGGCAUUGAGUUCACACCUGAUUGACUGGAUGAACUUUGCCGUGUUUUGGAAUGCUUGGAACCUGAGCUCAAACAAGCUUGGGCCAGAUAAAGAUGCAUGUAGGCCCGGUACUUGGCACAUUGUGAAUUCUUUGCUAGAGAUUUAUAUUCUGGAGAAGCUCAGAUCCAUUGGACCCUUAGUUACCUCUCCCGGCUGCAGUCUACCUUUGUUAGUGCAAUUGGUUACAGAACCUUUGGCUUGGCAUAGUCUGAUAAUUCAGUCUUGUGUCCGUUCAUCUCUUCCAUCUGGAAAGAAGAAGAAGAAAGGUAACCCCACAGAACUGACGAAUUCCCAACUGUCUCAAGGAAUCAGGGAUUCGAUCGAGUGCAUGUGUGCUGUAUUGGAGAAGGUUGCGAAUUGGUUAAAGGAGCAAAUCAAGAUGCCAGUGGACGGAAACGUGGAAAUCAUACUUUCCUCAAUUCAGGUGAAAGAACAGAAUGAGGGGCCUGGAAAGGUUUUGGAUAUUCUAGAAACUUCAAUCUCAUCCAUGAAUGAUUUAGAAGUUGGUCAUCGGAUCUCUCAAGCAUUGAAGUCUUGGAGUUCUGCUGACGUGGCGAGGAAGAUAGUGACUGGACAUUGUUCCGUCCUGUCCCAGUUUCUCGGGAUCUGUGAAUCGAAAGUUAAAUCUUUGCAGGGACUGAAACUGCCGAUAUAGAAAGUUUGAAGCAAUCUAUUUGUGGUCGCGCAAGUUGUUCCUCGAUUUGACUUUCGUGUACUUUAAGUUACCUGAUUGGGUUGAAAAUUGGGAAAGAUGGGUUUGUUCUUCUUCUUGAUCUCCUUUCCUCAGAAUGAUCUUGUGCCGAAAGGCUACGCUUUGUGGGAUCUGGUUGAGUGCUGUACUCUUUUUUUUGGAGGCUUGUUUAUUUGUUCUCUCUUUGGGAAUGGAUUUUGAUUCUGUUCCACAGUGUACACAAUUGAACAUGUAGUUUCUUUUUUGAGCAUGUUUCCCUGUUGUUCAGGGCUGUAACAUUAAUUCUUUACUCAUAAAUUUUGGCGAAAUGUAUCAUUCAUUUUCUUGUUCAUCGAUGAUGUAAAAUUGAUAAAAUUUACAUGUUCGUGGGGAGGAUAUUUGUUCA